AUGGAAUCAAAUUCAGCACGUACCUUCAACCCGGGCGACUUCGUCUGGGCCAGAUUCGCCGGAUUUCCCCCAUGGCCGGCAAAAGUCUGCAAUUUCGAGUAAAUCUAUCUAAAUUCCUUUUUCAGGUUUUACAACGCGAACAAAAAUGGGGAAAAUCGCAUUACACAGUCGAAUAUCUGGGCAGUAAAGAGGUCGGAAAUCUGAAAUCCGACGAAGUUGAGGACUAUUUCGAAAAAAGAGAACGAUAUUCAAAGUCUAAACGGGUCAAGGUGGGUUAGAGAAAAUUCUGGGAGUCCGUAAUCUGUGUAGCAUUUUUCCAGUUUUAAUCGAAUUUUUGAACAUGCUUCCAUUUGCAGGGUUUCAACGAAGCGGUCGAAGAAAUGGAGAAGAUUCUGAAAGGGGAUUUUCAUAAAAUCGAGCAGAGCACGGAAAAACCUGCACAAAUUCCGAAGACACCCAAAGAACUCGCUCCAAAAUCGCCGGAAAAAUCUGUAACAAACCCAAAAAUCGCAGAAAAACAUUCUGAAACUUCUAAUAACGGUUUUGACGAAAAAUCACCGGACACGCCGAAAUCUCCGGAAAAAGUGGAAACGGCGAGAAUUGUGGAUGACGAUCUGGAGAUUGUCGAAGUUUACAAUGAAAAUCACGUGAAAUUGGAGGAGAAAAUCGAGAAAGUUCCGGAAAAAACGGCAGAAGAGAACGAAACGGAGACGCCGAAGAGGAAGAGGGAGAAGAGCCCCGAGCAUUUGUGAUUUUCUGGAAAAAUAUUAUAUCAUUGGAAAGAUGUUCUAAUUUAGGCUAUCAACAUCGACAAGUUCUGCUCCAAAUCAAAAAAGACGAAGUUUGGGAUAUUCUGGAAAAAUGGGCGAUCCGAAAAAUGUGAUUUUUUCAAAGAAGAUUACUUUUUUUGAAUGUUUUCUUUGCAGAUACACAAAUCGUUCGUCUCGCCGUUCUCCACAACGCCGUUGUCGCCGUCGAAACAGAAUUUGCGUCGCAAAAAGAAGGCUCCGCCCGCGAUCGAACCGCCCGUUUCGGUGGAAGAGGCGAGUCCGCUGCGCUUCGUGAACGUCGACGUCUUCAAUCGGAGAAUGGCCUCCGAAGCAUCGGACCACGACGCGAUGAUCGCCACACUGCUGUCGCGCAAGUUCUCGAUUCCGAUGGAGGGCUACAUGCUCUCGGGCCGCAGUCUCGGACUGGGCGGCAGCCGUCGCAAGUGCGCUCUUUUCGACCCGUACCACGAAGGCGCACUCGUCCUCUUCACGCCCGUUCAGUUGAGCGAACACGCGCAGCUGAAGGAGGACAAGGAUCGGAAAGUGCACGUGGUCGUGGAUCCGGUGGUCGGAAAGAUCCUGCGACCGCACCAGCGGGACGGCGUCAAGUUCAUGUACGACUGUGUGACGGGCGCCAACAUUCCAGACUACCACGGCUGCAUUAUGGCCGACGAGAUGGGUCUCGGCAAGACGUUGCAGUGCAUCUCCCUGCUGUGGACCCUCCUCAGACAGUCCCCGGACGCGUGUCCCACCGUAUCGAAGAGUAUUAUUGUGUGUCCGAGUAGUUUGGUCAAAAAUUGGGACAAGGAGAUCAAGAAGUGGCUGGGCACUCGGGUGAAUGCGAUGCCCGUCGACAGCGGCAAGAAGGAUCUGAUCAUCGCGUCGCUCAACUCGUUCAUGGCCGACUCGAAGAUGCGCUGCGCCAUUCCCGUCCUCAUCAUCUCCUACGAAACUUUUCGUCUCUACGCGAACAUUCUGCACUCUGGAGACGUCGGAAUCGUCAUUUGCGACGAGGGUCAUCGCCUGAAAAACAGCGAAAACCUCACUUAUCAGGCGUUGAGCGGGUUGAAAUGCGCGCGGCGGGUCUUGAUUUCGGGAACGCCCAUCCAGAACGACCUCCUCGAAUACUUUAGCCUCGUCAAUUUUGUCAAUCCGGGACUGCUCGGCACCGCGCAAGAGUUUCGCAAAAAGUUUGAGAAUUCGAUUCUGAAGGGACGGGACGCGGACGCGAGUGCGGAGAACCAGAAGAAGGGCGAGGAGAAGACGAAGGAGAUGGUGGCCCUCGUCGAGAAGUGCAUCAUCCGGAGGACGUCGGCGCUGCUGACCAAAUACUUGCCGGUCAAGUACGAGCACAUCAUCUGCUGCAAGAACUCGACCCUUCAGGAGACGCUGUACAACAAACUGAUCGAGUGCGAGAAACAGAAUCGGAUCGCCGAGAAGGACAAGGGCGCGACGGCGUCGGCGCUCUCGUUCAUCACGCAUCUCAAGAAGCUGUGCAACCAUCCGUACCUCGUGUACGAGGAACUGCAGAAGCCCGAGAAUCGGUUCAGCGCGAAAUGCCUCUCGGUGUUCCCGGAGACGUUCAAUCCGAAGGCGUUCGAUCCGUCGUUCUCUGGCAAAAUGAAGGUGCUCGAUUAUAUUCUCGCGGUGACCCGGAAGACGACCGACGACAAGUUCGUGCUCGUUUCCAACUACACGCAGACCAUCGACCAAUUCAUGGAGCUGUGCCGUCUUCGCGGAUACGACUUCGUCCGCCUCGACGGAUCCAUGUCGAUUAAGCAGCGAUCGAAGAUUGUCGACCAGUUCAACGAUCCGCAGAGCACCAUCUUCUGCUUCUUGCUCUCCUCGAAAGCCGGCGGAUGCGGACUCAAUCUGAUCGGCGCCAACCGGUUGGUCAUGUUCGAUCCGGACUGGAACCCGGCGAACGACGAUCAGGCGAUGGCGAGAGUUUGGAGGGACGGACAGAAGAAACCGUGCUUCAUCUACCGACUUUUAGCGGUUCGCAUUGUAUCCUGAAAUGGGAAAAGGGGCGUGGCCUGCUUUUUUGUAGAUUUUUUUAAAUCAAAACAAGUACAGUUGCAGAGGUUGAAAGUGAUGGACUGGAAAUGAACGUAUAUUAGUGAUUAUUGAGUACUUUUUAAACUACAAUGUGGGUAUUGAUAGACCAAGAGGCAAUUUUUAAGAAAAAAACGCGGCUAUUCCAGAAUUAUCACUGAAAAUUUCAAUUUCAGACAGCUCGAAUGCUGAAAAUGUCUAAAUUUCAAACACAAAAAGACCACGCCCCUUUUCCGAUCUCCACGAACAGAAUUGAAAAGAAAUUGGCAAUUUUCAGACCGGAUCGAUCGAAGAGAAGAUGUUCCAGCGCCAGACGCACAAAAAAGCGCUUUCCUCGUGUGUCGUACGUCUCUUUUCUCGCUUAUUUCAUUGAUUUUCCGAUGAAAUUGUUCAGGUGGACGCGGGAGAAGACGUGGCACGGCACUUCAGUUCGGAACAACUCCGAGAACUGUUCAAACUGGAGUCGCACGUCGCAUCGGACACCCAUGAAAAGUAGGGAAAUAAGGGGGGUGGUUUCAGCUGGAGAAUGGCCUGUUUUGCAGACUGAAAUGCAAGCGAUGCAUCCAGGAAGUGGAGAGUGUGGACCCGCCCGCAGACGCCGACUGCGCCAGCGAUCUCGCCAACUGGUUCCACUCGCAGAAGACUGCCAGAAAGGUAUAAAAACGGAGAAUGCGUUUCCAUUGGAAAAUUAUAGAAACUCGGGUUUCUGACCGUUUUCCAGUAGCGAUCUGUUCCGUGAAUCCCGACACUUUCAGGUAGCCGACAACGUGCUGCGUGCCGUCUUCGAAUGCGGCUCAAUUUCGUUCGUUUUCCAUCAGAAAUCCCAUCAAGUACGCUUUUCUUCGCUAAAAAUUUUGAAAAUAAUCUGAAAAUUCGGUCAGGUUGAAGUGAAGAAAAACGAGGAAAAAGUGGAAGAGGUGGACGAGGAUUACGUGCCUUCGGAAGACGAAAACGACGAUUAG
This is a messenger RNA of Caenorhabditis sp. 36 PRJEB53466, 3787 nucleotides long. The record is from the annotation of a GenBank genome assembly. NCBI's taxonomy places the organism in Eukaryota, Metazoa, Nematoda, Chromadorea, Rhabditida, Rhabditidae.